This is a messenger RNA of Passer domesticus (house sparrow), 1185 nucleotides long. RefSeq lists its product as uncharacterized. The record is from RefSeq and is a predicted model, not a curated record. The transcript is spliced from 3 exons. The coding region runs from base 121 to 1185 and encodes 354 amino acids. Lineage: Eukaryota; Metazoa; Chordata; Aves; Passeriformes; Passeridae.
UCCGGCCACGCCACAUUCCUGCUUGUCCCCAGCGGUGACCCGGGCGUGUUUGUCACCUGAAGUGCCCCCAGAGUGUCCCCGGAGAGUCCCCAGAGUGUCCCUGGAGCGUCCCCAGGGGCCAUGGAGCCCCUCGAGCUGUCCCUGGCCCUGCUGCAGCCACAGGUCACCGUGGUGGCCACCCUGGGCGAGCUGCUGGCCACGCUGCCUGGGCGGGAUGAGAUGAUGCGGCUGUUCGUGUCCUCAAAGUGCCCAUACUGGGACCUGGAGGAAUUCACCAGGGUGCUCCGGGCCACCAUCAAGCACAUCGAUGACACCUGGUGGUGCCGAAAUGUCACCUUCGAUGAUGAUGACCCUGUCACCUCCAUGAGCUGGGCCAUGGCUGCCUACAAGAGCACCUCAUGGACCGCCUGGGAAUGUGCGAAAACGGCGGCCAUCGUGUGGCAGGCGUCCUUGGAUGUGCUCAUGGAGAGGUGGGUCGAGCUGGCCAGGAAGGCCACCAAGCUCCGCAACGCCUGGUGGGAGGUGGUCAGUGAGGCGGCCGACAUGGCGAUCACCGCCACCUCCUUGGCAAGCUCCCUGCAGGAGGAGGUUGCCCGUUACGGGACAGCGCAGGAAAACAAGAUGGAACUGGGUCAGGCCCUGGGCAGGCAGGAGGGGGCCGAGGUGGUGGACACGCUGGAAGCCCAGAUGAGAAGACAGGCCAAGGAGGCUGUCAGUGAGGCAACAAGGACCACCAGGAUGAGACAGUGGGUGGAGGUGGCCCUGGGGCUGCUGGAGCGCUUGGUGGCCGUGUGUGACGAAGCCACCGCAUUCCCCUGGGAGCUGCAGUGCAUGGUUGGGGACAUCGAGGCCACCCUGGAGGGGACAAAUGAGAUGUCCCCUGAUGUCCCUGAGGACUUUGUGGCCAAGGUGGCUGAGGCUGAGUGGCUGUGGGAGGCCAAUGCCCGCCUGGCCAAGGAUCACCUGCUGGGGACAGUUGAUGACAUCAUCAAGUUCUAUUUCGAUGGUGCUCCCGCCAGCCCCACUGCCUGUGGGGUGGCCAAGCGGUGCCUGAGAGCCAUCGAGGACAUCCCAAGGCUCCUUCGACCCCAGGAGUGUCCCCAAGGUGUCCCCAAAGUGUCCCCACUGAGCGUGGAGCUCCAAGAGGUGCAAUGGGGAUCGUAUAAAUCUUUCGCCUUUUACUAA